This is a messenger RNA of Didymosphaeria variabile, 1647 nucleotides long. RefSeq lists its product as uncharacterized. The record is from RefSeq and is a predicted model, not a curated record. Bases 1 to 1647 code for a protein of 548 amino acids. Gene Ontology annotation, biological process: transmembrane transport. Gene Ontology annotation, molecular function: transmembrane transporter activity. Lineage: Eukaryota; Fungi; Ascomycota; Dothideomycetes; Pleosporales; Didymosphaeriaceae. The transcript is spliced from 2 exons. Gene Ontology annotation, cellular component: membrane.
AUGAGCUUUCUUGUGGACAGUACGCUUCUUCCACGAGCGCCGCGCGCGAACUACGAGCACGAGCAAUGGGUGGGCAAGAGACAGACGUGGUUGGCUCCUGUGGCCCAGGCGGACGUACCAGAAAGAGUAUGGAGUGGGGAGUUUGACGUUGAGAGGCGGCCGAGUUGGGUGGGCAGGGAGUCAGGAGCAUUGAAUAGUGACGACGAUACAAAGUUGUUGAAGGAGAAAGAACAAUUUUUGGUGCAUUGGGAGGAGGGCGAUGCCAAAAACCCGUUGAACUUUGGAAAGGGAAAAAAGUGGAUGAACGCGAUGAUCCUCGCAUUCGCAUGCUUCAUGGUAUCGAUUGCAUCGUCCGGAUUCUCGCAAGGGACGCGAGACUUGAAAACCGAGUUCAACAUCGAUCAGGUUGUUGCAUUGAUGACCACGUCUGCUUUCGUCCUCGGAUUUGCGGCCGGAGCUCUCGUACUGUCGCCAUUGAGCGAAGUGUAUGGUCGUCGCGAGUUGUAUAUCUCGACCUUCGGUGCAUUCGUCUUGCUGACCGGAGCAUUGUUCUUCUCUUCCUCCAUGACUGCAGUAAUUGUACUACGUUUUCUUGGUGGACUUACUGGCUCCUUCACACAGGCGGUCGCCCCGGCCGUGGUCGCGGACAUGUUUGACGCACAAGAGCGUGGAUUGGUACUCAGCAUCUUCACCCUCGCAGGCCUUCUGGGCCAGAACUUGGGUCCCAUUAUUUGCGGAUUCCUCGAUGCCUACCACGGCUGGCGCAGCCUCGUCGUCUUCGUCACUGCGGCGUCUCUUCCCACCUGGCUCGUCUUGACCUUCACCUUCCCGGAGACAUACGCACCCGUGCUACUACAACGCCGCGCCAACAAGUUGACCAAGGAAACCGGCAAAAAGCACAUCGUCGCAGGCGCAACACCCAAGCCGAUCAGCACACAACUCCGUGUUGGUGCCUUGCGCCCCUGGAUCAUGCUCGUCUACGAGCCCAUUGUCACGCUCCUCUCCCUCUUCCUGUCCGUCGUCCACGGCACGCUCUUCCUUCUCUUCGCCGCCUACCCUAUCGUCUUUCAACAAGUCCGCGGUUGGCCUCAGGGCGUCGCCUCACUUCCUUUCCUCGCACUGGUCAUUGGCAUUGUCCUUUCCCUUUUCUACGUUGCAUUGAUCGACCAGAGGCGAUAUGCUCGUGUGGUAGCUCGCAACAACGGCGUCGCACCGCCCGAAGCGCGCCUUCCACCCGCCAUGCUCGGCGCUGUCGUCCUACCCAUCGGCCUGUUCUGGUUUGCAUGGACCAACGGACCCGAAACUUUCUGGCUCAUCAGCGUCAGUGCAGGCGUUUUCUUCGGCUUCGGCAUGGUUCUUCUGUACAUCAGUCUUACGAACUACCUGGUAGACUCUUAUCUGGCAUAUUCGGCGUCUGCACUUGCUGCUAGCACUGUCUUGCGCUCCUGCGCCGGUGCUGCAUUUCCUUUGUUCACGAACGAUCUAUACAACAAGUUGGGCAUUCACUGGGCGUCUAGCAUCCCGGCUUUCAUGGCACUGGUGUUCGUACCAUGCUUGGUUGCCCUCUAUGAGUGGGGCCAUAUUUUGAGGAAAAAGACGAGGUUCGGGCAGGAAGCCGCUGCUUUGGCGGCACAGGCGCAGAAGUAA